Oryzias melastigma (Indian medaka) is the source of this 6973-nucleotide messenger RNA. It is a transcript of the gene ppp1r9a, whose product is annotated as protein phosphatase 1, regulatory subunit 9A. Bases 591 to 3923 code for a protein of 1110 amino acids. The transcript has 20 exons. Gene Ontology annotation, molecular function: actin filament binding. Lineage: Eukaryota; Metazoa; Chordata; Actinopteri; Beloniformes; Adrianichthyidae. The record is from RefSeq and is a predicted model, not a curated record. Gene Ontology annotation, biological process: actin filament organization; calcium-mediated signaling; neuron projection development. Gene Ontology annotation, cellular component: dendrite; actin cytoskeleton; cytoplasm.
UACGCCGGACUGCAGCUCGCUGAAGCCCCUUCCGCGCAGCAGAUUAUCGGACCGAACCAUUGCCGCAGUUCAGGUUUUUAGCACCUGUCACAUGACGCUUUUCCGUGCAAAAACAUCGGCCAUUACUGCAGCAAGUCAGUCCACCUCACCGACCGCACACCCAAACCGGACGCCGGCGUCCUGCAAACGCCGCCGCGGCGCAGCUCUCGGGGGGGAUGAGCUGCCAAACUGCACCGACACCCCCAUUGUGCGGCUGGCAGCAUCACCCACUGCCUGCAAUGGCGUUGAAGCGGCUCGAGUGGCUUCCAGCCUGUCUGUAGUGGCCAUUCCGUCCCGGACUAUCCACGCGCAGGAGACAGAAAUGUUCUUAGUGGAAGUGUUUUCUACAGAAAAUCCUCCACAUCUGCUCGCGUUUGUCCUCUGGACUGUUUUUUAUUUGUGUUUUCCUCACAGCGCCUUCACCGAAGCUGGAGCCAUGACUGCGUGACUGGAACUGGAAGACUGGAGUAAGUUCGACUGUACUCCUCACUCCACCAAUUUAAUGAGGUCACCGCGAUGCUGACAUCCCCUCCGAAUCCAAAGACAUCAUCAUGCUGAAGAUGGAGGCCUCGGGAGAGAGGACCAGCCUCCGGAGUGCCUCUCCUCACCGUAAUGCCUACCGUGCUGAGUUCCAGGCUCUGAAGAAAGCCUUUGAUCAGCCUCGGAUCGAUGGAGACUCGAAGCCCAAAGGCCUGGAACGGGGGAAACAGCCGAGAGGUCGCCAGUAUGGCGCCCACGUCAGUCGCAUUAAGGACAUGUUCAUGCAAAUGGGAUCGGAGAAUACCACAGCUAAAACCAGGGCUCGGGACGAGUCCUCACCACAGAAGCUGGUGAAACCCACCAACUUCAUCAACAAAGCUGAUGGGUCAGUGAUAAAGCUCCAGCAUUCCUCGUCAGCUGAGAGGAUUGGAGGUGCCGGGGCGAAGUUCUCAGAAACCCGGAGGCUGUUUGAGCAGCAGUCCCGCGAUCAGUCCCAGUCACCAGUCUUUCCCUACGGACGCGAUAAGAGGGGCUCCCAUGAGCACCUUGAUGACUGGCGAGGAGCGAGGUCCAACCGAGGCAGCACAGACUCCUUGGACUCCCUGUGCUCCAGAACUGACGCGUCUUCACCGACUGUCAGUCAGCUGAGCGCUGUCUUUGAAAAUGCCGACCACCACAACCAGGGAGCUCCUCACAGAGGAGUCAGCAGACGAGCUCUCUAUUCACCAGACGGAUCCAAUCGCCACGGGGGCGACCUUAGCGAGGAUGAGUCACGACAGUCACCCGUUCAUGGAACCUCCCGGAAUAAGAUGGGAGGCAAGUUUCCCAUGUCCUCAUCCUCUGAGGACUUUCUGAGCCCCAGUCCUGGACCAGAUAGUCUGGAAUCCAAAGCAGAGGUCGAGGUCCAGAAGAAAAACAAUCAGCAUUUGCCUGGGACUACCACUGGUGAAAGCCAGGUCAAUGGGUCUUAUGAAGAAGAGGUUGAACCUUCAGACCCAAAGCCUUCAGAGGACCAUAAGGACUUCAGAGCCUCAAAACCUUCUCAUGGUGCUGUGAUCACCGACGAAACUUCUGAUGAUCUUCUGGACGCCAUAGCUUCUGCAACCAAACAGGAUGUGGAGGAUUCAAAGGAAGACAAACCCCGCGAAUCCUCUAGGAACCAGAGGGAAGAACCUGAGGAGGAAUACGCUGGGAACGAGCAAGUGAUUUUUAACGCAGACGGGGAUGCCUGCUAUCAGGGCUGGGGGGAGAGCUGCACAGACCCCGAGGAUGACCUGUACGGUGAUGACGACGACGACAUAGUCUAUGACCCCGGCUCAGACCUGACGGAGAUCCCCGGUCUGCCUCAAGAAAGCAAAGAAGACGUCCCGCCGAAGAGGAAGAUUCGCUUCAGCACCGCUCCAAUCACAGUGUUCAACACUUACUCCAAUGAGGAUUACGACCGGCGGAAUGAGGAGGUGGAUCCUGUGGCCUCGUCUGCCGAGUACGAGCUGGAGAAGAGGGUGGAGAAACUGGAGCUCUUCCCCGUGGAAUUGGAGAAAGAUGACGAAGGCCUUGGGAUCAGCAUCAUCGGGAUGGGUGUGGGUGCUGACGCCGGCUUGGAGAAGCUUGGCAUAUUCGUCAAGACUGUCAUUGAGGGGGGAGCUGCUGAGAGAGACAGCAGGAUCAAGGUGAACGACCAGAUCGUGGAGGUGGAUGGGACCAGUUUGGUGGGAGUGACCCAGAGCUUUGCUGCGUCUGUCCUCAGAAACACAUCAGGAGUAGUUCGGUUCGUGAUUGGCCGAGAGCGCCCAGGUCAGCAGAGUGAGGUGGCCACGCUCAUCCAGCAGACCCUGGAGCAGGAGAGGAGACAGAGGGAGCUGCUGGAGCAACAGUACGCGCAAUACGAUGCCGACGACGACGAGCAGACGGGAGAGUACGCCACAGAUGACGAGGAGACGGGAGCAACAACUGCAAGCGGAGAGAAGAACAUCGAGGUGUUCGACUUACCAGAAACCGAAGACAUCUUGUCUCCAUCUGAGUUAGACGCCACCAAACUCUACCAGAAGUUCAGAGAGCUCCAGAUCAAACACACAGUGACCGAGGCUGAGAUCCAGAAGCUGAAGAGCAAGCUGGCGUCAGUGGAGAGGGAGAAGCAGCGCUGGGAGAAGGAGAAGAGCCAGCUGAAGGCCAGCAUUGAGGAGAACAAGGAGAGGAUGCUGAAGCUGGAGAGCUACUGGAUUGAGGCGCAGACGCUCUGCCACACCGUGAACGAGCACCUGAAGGAGGCCCAGGCCCAGUACCAGACCCUGGAGAAGAAGUACAACAAAGCCAAGAAGCUCAUCAAAGACUUCCAGCAGAAGGAGGUGGAGUUCAUCCAGAAGGAGGAUGCAGAGAGGAGGCGGCUGGAGGAGGCUGAAAAAGCUCAUCUGGCUGAAAUCCAGGGACUUCAAGUGAGGAUUGCGGCGCUGGAGUCGGAGUUGAUGCAGCUGAUGAAACAGAACGGCAUCCAGGUCAACAACAACAACAGCAACAGUUCGGAGCGGCUGUGGGCUCAGCAGCAGAGCCCCAGCAGAGGCACGGCACAAGCCACAGAUCCGCGGGGGGGCUCUCCACCAUCACCGAGCAAAAAGGGCUGCAGCUCUACAGAGAAAGAGGGCUGUGAAGCGAGUCCAUUCUUCAGCUGCUCUGAGUCGGCUCCCAUUGAUGCAGGAGCAGCAGGCUGCAGAGCGCCUGGCAGUGCAGACGGCUCCCCACACAAAACGCUGCACGGUUCCCAGUCUUCAGCCAUGUUAAGCCCUUCUCACAAACAGGCACUGGAACCAGACUCCUCCCUCAGGAAAACCAAACACAAGGAUUCCCGAUGUGCAAACAGCUCUUCAGGACCAUCAACAGAGAGAAGUCCAGAGAAGCUCAAAGCAAAGGCGCCAACUGUGAGCGAUGAUGUGAGCGCGAGCAGCAGCAGCUCGGUGGAGAUCAGCGGUGUGCUCAGCGAGGUCGGGACGUCCCGCGGCGUGCAGCUCUCCUCCAACGAGAGUCUGGAUAUGAUAGAUGACGAGAUUUUAGACGAGCUGCAGUUUUCAACGCAGCAGGAGUGUCAGAACCGCAGCGUCUCAGACUGGACUUCACAGCAGGUGGCGCUCUGGCUCACGGGCCUCAGCUUAGAGCAUUUGGUUCCAGAAUUCACUGCCAAAAACGUGGAUGGAGAACAGCUUCUGCAGCUGGACAGCUCUGAUCUUAAGGCUCUUGGAGUGUCUUCUUCCCAGGACCGUACUGUGAUAAAGAAAAAGAUCAAAGACCUUAAAGUUCUGAUGGAGAAAGCCAGAAGGAACCAGGAGAAAAUGGAGAAACAGCGUGAGAAGCAACGGAAGAAAGAGCUGGAGCAGCAACAGAAAGACGCACUGAAAGGAAACGCCACAGAGUGAGGAGAAUCCUCUCACUUUUCUGUAGCACCAAACUAAGUAGCACCUGGCUGCUGAAAGAGAAAGACAGCAGGUCCCGCGAACGAACCCUGAGGCUCUCCUGCUGGUGGAGCUGCACCUCCUACAGUCAGCAGCUGUGAAUCACCUGUUCAAGUUAUACCAAAACAAGACUUUGGAGAAUGCUGCCCGUCAUUUGGCCUCAUGUUACGCCUCCUGUGUUUUUAACCCCCUCAGAAUUUUCAGACUUAUUUAUUUUGCUGUUUAUAGCUGUAAAUUGGGUUUAUUUAUUCUCAUAUCCAGAUUAAUUAUAUGAAAAGCUCAUCCCAUAUCAUCUUCAGACAUUCUGUUAGCACCAGUGGACAUGAAACUCUUGUACAAACGAUGUAAGAUGAUGUGCCAUGUCAGUACGUGUAUAUACAUUCAGCUUUAACGCUGCGAGGCCACAACAGGCCUGUGUGGUGCAGAUGAGGGGGCAGUUUCCACCUCCCACCACUAGGUGUCCUCGUGCUGUUAGUUCCAUCACUGAAUUUAACAUCUCUGGGACUCAGUGAGAAGACUGGAAGUGCAAAAAUCCUGUAAAUGUGACCACACGGGAUACAGCUCCUCCUACAGUAUUAAUAGGGAUACUACUGAGUGGUUUUCAGGUACUUUGUCAUUUCUAACUUGCCUAACUUAUAAUGCAAAACUACAACAAAAAAGCUCCUAAAAUUCCUUAUAAUAAAUGCUUUUGCUUAACUUGUAACCUGCUAUAGAGAUCGUUUUAUAGCAAAAAGUAAACCCCGCUGCUGCCUUUAGGAAAUAGAGUUGUACAAAUCUUCUGAGCUCUGCCUGCUUCUGAGUGUUUUGUGCAUUGAAACACAUUGAAAUCUAGUUUUCCAUGCUGAUACAUUUAGAAUAUUUUCAGUAAAGUGGAUGGAAUUUAGUGAUUUAGAUGUUUUUAUUUUAUUUUUAUUUUUUUUUGUGGGAUGAUAGAGAGGCAAUAGUCUUAAAAUGUUAUGGAACCUGAUUGAUCAACGAUAGAAAUUAUUUGCUAUUAUUGCCGAGAAGGUAACGCUUUCUUUUACAGUACAGUACUUUCAGGGUAUUUGAGUGGUAAUUACAUGGUAUUUCUGUGGGUACUUAUGUGGUACUUGCUGUGGUACUUUUUGGUUCAUACUUACGUGGUACCUACUGAGUGAUUAUAUUGUACCCACUGGGUUUUUACAUGGUACCGCCUGAGUAUUUACAUGUUGAGUAAUGUGUCUCUUGUGGUACCUACCACAUGUAAGGACAAAUACAGUACCUUGAAUACAUUUGUUAAUUUGUUAAGGUAUUUGCUUUGUGUAAUAAGAUAGUCAGUAAACAUCGACUAUCUUAGAAAUACCAUUAAAAAAAAUACCACAAAGAAGUACCCAGAAUUUACAUUCUACUGAUUUAGUACUCACUAUAUGUAAAAAAAUAGGUAUUUAUGUGGUACUUUAUUGUGUUUUUCUUAUAAUUACUAGGGGUUCAUUGAUUCAAUGAAAUAUUGCGAUACUUGUAUUGCUUUAAAAAGCUGCAAACACAAUAUUUGAUUAAUUAUUUAAAAGCAAACAACAGCCCUUCACCGCACCAAAACUCAACAAGAUCUCACCAGAACCAUCUUGAGUUAAUGUUUCUACCCGAUCUGUAACCGCGACUUAGUGCUACUUGGUUUUAACUUGGAAUGGAUACUGAAAAUCUGCCAAGUUGCUACUGGUACAAUAAAAAAAGUGCAGAUUUUUGUGCUUUUACCAUUUUAUUAAUGUGAUAGGUGUAUUCUACUGUCUUUAAAAUUUAGUAAAAUAUUGAUUCUGGUACUGUGUUGUAUUGCGAUACAUGUAUCGUGAUAUUUAUCGCAUCGCCAGGCUCUUGCCAGUGCACACCCCUAGUAAUUAUCAUUAAUGCGAAGAGAGUAGGAACACAGAAAGUACCAUUUAAUGUGUUAAAUGUACAUGUUAAGCUAUAGUACUGUAAGGAGAGUAGUUACACAGAAACUACCUUUUAAGUAUAACAAAAGUACCAUGAAAGUACCACUUCAAUAAGUAUGGAGAAAAGAAAGUUUUACUGCAGAAUUAUUUAAUUUAAUUGUUUUACUGCUUAAUUUAAAACUAAUUAUUCUUGUUUUGCAUAGAGUUCUUAAUAUAAGUGAGAAAUGUACAACCCAUAUUUAUAAUCUUCUCAGUUUACAAUUUGUGUAGAGAUACCUGUCACCGUCACAGAAGUGGGGUUACCUUUUUUUGUAAGUCCUCGUUCGUCUUAAGAAGCCCUGCUGUUAAGCUGCUGGUAAGUAAACAACAACAGUUUACUUCUCAAUAAAACCCCAUGCAGCACAAAUAGAGUUCCUGAUCAGAAACGUGUAAUUUUUUGCUAUAUUUUUAAAAGCAAUUGUUUAUUGUAACUUAUUGAAAUUAAGAGUUUUAUUGACUUUUGAAUCAUUUAUCAAUAACGUUACUUUUAUUUGCCAAAAAAACAAAUAAAACAUUUCGUUUAUUGAUUGCUUAUAUUCAUGUGGAUGUUCUGAAGGAUGUAUUAGAGAGAGGGAAACAGCUUUUGCCCCAUUAUGUUUUAUUUACCACUCGCACUGCUCCCAUGUCACCCGAUAAACUGCUCCAGACGUGCUCCUCUGAGAUAUUUUGUAACGUCCCUGUGAAUAACCCCUCACAGUCAGAGGACUGCACUCUUUUGUAUGUAAACACAGAGCAAUAUGCUGUACCAACCCUCCAAAAGCCUUGUUUUUUAUGGUGUGUCUGAGAGACUAAGAGAGAUUCCACUGUUCUUUCUUUAGGUGUUUCAUCCUGCUUGCCUCUUGCUAACCUGUGUGUGUGAUUGUGUGAGCGUCUGACAUGCACACCGUUCAACUCAUGUGGAAUCAAGUCGGAUUUUUUGUGUAAAUAGAGUGAAUGGUAAAUGCCACCAACUUCUUCUUUCACUUUUCAAAAGCUUUUCUAACUCCUCCUCCUCUUUUGUCAUUCUGCCUGGCUGUCUUUUUCGCAAUCAGAAAUAUUUGAAAGGGCAGCCGCCUGUCACUGAAUAAAAUGUGCAGUCACUGUCCA